This is a messenger RNA of Mesoplodon densirostris (Blainville's beaked whale), 4336 nucleotides long. It is a transcript of the gene DNAJC1, whose product is annotated as DnaJ heat shock protein family (Hsp40) member C1. The coding region runs from base 255 to 1892 and encodes 545 amino acids. The transcript is spliced from 12 exons. Gene Ontology annotation, cellular component: endomembrane system. NCBI's taxonomy places the organism in Eukaryota, Metazoa, Chordata, Mammalia, Artiodactyla, Ziphiidae. The record is from RefSeq and is a predicted model, not a curated record.
CCUCUCCCACCCCGUGCAACCUCAGCGCCCGGCGCUGGCUCGCCAGCUGUUUGUAGGCCUGGGUGAGAGGCGGGGGUCCGCGGAGGGUAGAGCCGCCCGCGGCCCAGCCUGUCCGUCAGGCUAGGACCGGCCGCGGGGCGGGCGACUCCGGGGCGGCUGCCCGUGCUUCCGACUGACAAGCCCGCGCUGCCCGCCACGUCCCUGGUCUCGGCCGACGGCGCUGCGCGGCGGGUGACCUCUCCGAGCCCCGCGCGAUGACGGCGCCCUGCUGCCGGCUGGCCCGGCUUCCUCCGCGCCCCCGGCUCCGGCUACGGCUCGUGCCGUUCCCGCCGCCGCUGCUGUUGCUGCUGCUGGCGGCCGCGGGGCCGGCGCGCGGCUGGGAGAGCGGAGACCUGGAGUUGUUUGACUUGGUGGAGGAGGUGCAGCUCAACUUCUACCAGUUCCUCGGGGUGCAGCAGGAUGCUUCAUCUGCAGACAUUAGAAAAGCAUAUCGUAAGCUUUCACUAACUUUGCAUCCAGACAAGAAUAAAGAUGAAAAUGCAGAAACUCAGUUUAGACAAUUGGUGGCCAUUUAUGAAGUUUUAAAGGAUGAUGAACGAAGGCAGAGGUAUGAUGAUAUUCUGAUCAAUGGACUUCCAGAUUGGCGACAGCCUGUAUUCUACUACAGGCGGGUGAGAAAAAUGAGCAAUGCUGAGCUGGCAUUACUUUUGUUCAUAAUUCUCACAGUGGGUCAUUAUGCUGUGGUUUGGUCAAUCUACCUGGAAAAACAGCUGGAUGAACUGCUUAGUAGAAAAAAGAGAGAAAAGAAAAAAAAGACAGGCGGCAAGACUGUGGAUGUAUUAAAACUUGGUGCUUCAGAAAAAAAUGAAAGAUUACUGGUGAAACCACAAUGGCAUGAUUUGCUCCCCUGCAAGCUGGGAAUUUGGUUUUGCCUUACACUAAAAGCAUUGCCUCAUCUAAUCCAGGAUGCUGGGCACUUUUAUGCUAAAUAUAAAGAAACAAGAUUGAAGGAAAAGGAAGAUGCAUUGACUAGAGCUGAACUUGAAACACUUCAAAAGCAGAAGAAAGUUAAAGUAAAAAAACCAAAACCUGAAUUUCCUGUAUAUACGCCUUUAGAAAGCACAUAUAUUCAAUCUUAUGAUCAUGGAACUUCUAUAGAAGAAAUUGAGGAGCAAAUGGAUGAUUGGCUGGAAAACAGGAACAGAACACGGAAAAAACAGGCACCUGAAUGGACAGAAGAGGACCUCAGCCAGCUGACAAGAAGUAUGGUUAAGUUCCCAGGAGGAACCCCAGGUCGAUGGGAAAAGAUUGCCCACGAAUUGGGUCGAUCGGUGACAGAUGUGACAACCAAAGCCAAGCAACUGAAGGAUUCAGUUACCUGCUCCCCAGGGAUGGUCAGACUCUCCGAGCUCAGAUCCACGGCCCAGAACUCCAGGCCCCCCAAGGCCGCCGCCACCUUGCCAGACGACAUCAUCACCCAGCGGGAGGAGGCCAAGCAGGCCGGGGAGCUGGAGGAGGAGGAGGACGGCGAGGAGGAGGCCGAGCCGGAGGCCGCGGAGGAGAGCCGGCCUCGGAGGCGGAGGCCAGCCCGGCCGCCCGAGCCGGAGGAGAAGGUCCGGGCAAAGAGGCAGAGGGACUUCGACAUGUCGGAACAGCACGAGUCCAGCGACGAUGAGAGCCAGAAGAGAGAGCGAGCGCGAGCCGCGGAGGAGCCCUGGACUCAGAGCCAACAGAAGCUUCUGGAGUUAGCGUUACAGCAGUACCCAAGGGGAUGCUCUGACCGCUGGGACAAAAUCGCCAAGUGUGUUCCGUCCAAGAGUAAGGAAGACUGUAUCGCUAGAUACAAGCUGCUGGUUGAACUGGUCCAGAAGAAAAAACAAGCUAAAAGCUGAAUCCUCUGGAAGAUGAUGUUUACCUUAUUUUCCAAAAGGAUUAUUUUAAAAAUCUUAUGCAGAAAUUUGCAUUUUGUACCUCACUAUUUCUAUACGUCAUGUGCCUUAGUAAAAAAAAAUUUUUAAUGUAAAAUAAAUGUUGUGCUACAUUGUUUAAACAAAUACUGUGUUAAAGGAGAAAAAAUCAGAUUUGGGUAUUUUAUAGAUUAUUUUCUCUCUCAUCACUGCAAAGUUUAAUUUCCUGGGGAACAAACUGAAUAGUGCUUUCUAACAGUCAGGCAAAUGUAUGAUUUUGAAGGAACAUAUGAGUGAACUAAUGUGUAAGAAUGAAAACGUAAUGUGUUUCUUUGACCAAAGAUCACAGCAGCUAAUGAGUAGCAGGAUGCCAGUAUUUGGGAGAACAAACCAGCUUUGUAUUGAGCUAGCUGCUGGGAAUAGUGUGGGGUUAUCUUAACUGUAUGUUUAUGCAUAUGUUAUAUGUAUGUAGAAAAAAAUAAGUCUAAAUGCACAAGGACAUAAUAAACUCUAAGUUUGGAUGGUUUGGUAGAAAUGCAUACCCAACGGAUAGAAUUUCCAUACAACACGUAGGCAAGGUUUUUCGGAUCUGAUGACACUGGGUCCCACUUUUCAAUACCUGAGUUAAAAAUCACUAUUUUGUGCUGUUACUUUUGACUGAACCAUCACCAUCAGCUGAGUGCUCCUUUUUAAAUCUGUCAUUUGCUCAGGGCUGAAAGCAGUUUGCUCAAGUACAGAUUGCCUAAACUUGAAAACCAUCAAGAUCACCAGAACAGUGCUUCCCUGGUGCCGCAGUGGUUGAGAAUCCGCCUGCCAAUGCAGGGGACACGGGUUCAAGCCCUGGUCCGGGAAGAUCAGAUGCUGCAGAGUGACUAAGCCCACGAGCCACAACUACUGAGCCUGCGAGCCACAACUACUGAAGCCCGCACACCUAGAGCCUGUGCUCCACAACAAGAGAAGCCACUGCAAUGAGAAGCCUGCGCACCGCAAUGAAGAGUAGACCCCGCUCGCUGCAACUAGAGAAAGCCUGCCGCGCAGCAACGAAGACCCAACACAGCCAAAAAUAAAUAAAUUAAAAAUAAAUUUUAAAAAAAUGAUCACCAGAACACAUUUCAGGGAGGUGAUCUGAUAAAAUGCUAUAAAGACGUCAUUUUUCUCUAAGGAUUGAAAUGAGGUUAGAUUCCCGGAGACGGUUUGGGUGGCAGCAGCCACACCGGCUCUGUAGCCUUUCAGCCUGAGCAGGACACACGUGGCUCCAGGUAGGCCUGCCUCUGACGCUGUGGGGGACCCGCCACCUCUGCGAUGUCAAAAAGAGCAGUGGAGAAACUGCUGCAAGUCAUUGUUCUCAUGAACUGAGUCCUCGGGCAGCAGCUCCCCUGAGCCUCAUCCUGGUCAGGAAAGGGAGGCAGCCAGGGAGGGAGAGGCUGCCUGGCCUGCAUGUCAGGAGGCCUCUUUCUAAGAACAAACAAGAGCUGGUCACGGGCGGCACCAGAGCCAACAGCUUCUGCCCCAGAACUUUCUCCUGGAGCCAGUGGGGCCAUGAGGUUAUUACUGUGCAUUCACUUCGGGCCAAGGCCCACUCCCCAUUGGUGUGGGACGUCUCAGAGGAAGAAGCUGGUGCAUGGAGGGAAUCAGGAAGGGAUUGUUCUGGCUGCUUUCCAGGCCUUGGGUCCAUCCUGUCUCUGAGUCCAGGGUCAGGCUUGUCACACAGCUUGGUUGUCCAGCCUGUGACAUUCUGUGAGCAUCCUUCCAUGAAAUCAUGCUUUUCACUUACGGUACUUUGAAUUGGGUUUCUGUUGCAUGCACCCCCAAAUCCCAUGACCAGAUUUCUGGGCUUCCAGUGUGGGGAGAGCCCCACAGGGGCCCAAAGAUGCCUUAAGAGGUAUAAUUUAGGAUGAAAUGCCCUAAUUUGCCUACCAACCUCAUCUUUUGCACACUCACUAAGGAGGAGUCUUCUAGCACUGUUUUCUACUGAUGACUAUCCCUGCCACCAGCCCCUUUCUGCAUGGCCUCCCCUAUUUGGGGGACCUGGAGCUGCUGAGUUUUGUUGAAGUAGGACCAGUGGGCCGGGUGGGGCAGGGCUCAGGAGCUCAGCUGCACACAGGAGACCCGUGGGGUUCAGUUUGAGCGAGGUCACGGGAAAGCAAUGGCACCUCCAAAAGGGGUUCCCGACACAGGUCACAUGGGGACCAGGCACGGCCCCCCUCUCCUUCCUGACGCCCCAGGGAAGUGUUCCCUAAACCCACCCCUCAGCCCCGCCUUGUGACCUUAUCUAUCUAUUCACACCUCUGAGCUGUGUGACAUCAGUGCCUUGUCUUACCUCUUUGUCUCGAUUCCUUAUCUGGAAAAAUAGGGAAUAACGGUGGCUGCUGCAUAGGUUGUUACGAUGAUAAUCUGGCUUGUUGAACACAAUAAAUGUUCUUUUUCUA